Messenger RNA from Lodderomyces pseudojiufengensis, 2547 nucleotides. RefSeq names its product Ccn1p (gene CCN1). Bases 1 to 2547 code for a protein of 848 amino acids. Gene Ontology annotation, biological process: mitotic cell cycle phase transition; regulation of cyclin-dependent protein serine/threonine kinase activity. The transcript has a single exon. Gene Ontology annotation, molecular function: cyclin-dependent protein serine/threonine kinase regulator activity. The record is from RefSeq and is a predicted model, not a curated record. Gene Ontology annotation, cellular component: cyclin-dependent protein kinase holoenzyme complex; centrosome; cytoplasm. NCBI's taxonomy places the organism in Eukaryota, Fungi, Ascomycota, Pichiomycetes, Serinales, Debaryomycetaceae.
AUGUCAAAUUAUCAACAACAAAAAUUAAAUCAUUAUACCCAACCUCAACAUGCUCAACAACAUGCUCAAUACCAACAACAACAACAACAGCAACAACAGCAGCAUCACCACGUUCAACAGCAGUACCACCACCAACAACAACAACACCAAGUUCAAUCACACCAUCCCAAUUACCACCAAAAACCAAGAUAUGGUCCACCACAUAAUAUAAAACCUCGUCAAUAUAAUAUAAUGUUAGAAAUGUUAGAAUCAAAAUCAAAUAAAAUCUUAACACAAGAAUAUGAAAAUGAAAUAUUAGAAACUUUAUCAAAUUUAGAAAUUCAAACUUCAGUAAAUUCUUCAAUGAUUGAUUUACAACCUGAAAUUCAAUGGUUUAUGAGACCUUUUUUAAUUGAUUUUUUAAUUGAAUUACAUUCUUCAUUUAAAUUACAACCAAAUACUUUAUUUUUAUGUAUGAAUAUAAUUGAUAGAUAUUGUGCAAAAAGAAUAGUUUUUAAACGUCAUUAUCAAUUAGUUGGUUGUACUGCUUUAUGGAUAGCAAGUAAAUAUGAAGAUAAAAAAUCAAGAGUUCCUACAUUAAAAGAAUUAACAAUAAUGUGUAGAUCAGCUUAUGAUGAAAAUAUGUUUGUUCAAAUGGAAAUGCAUAUCUUGGGUACAUUAGAAUGGUCAAUUGGUCAUCCAACUUUAGAAGAUUGUUUACAAUUAUCAAUAAAACAAAUAAAUGUUAAAAAUCAUUCAAAUAUAAUACCUUAUAAAUGUAAUUUACAAAAUCAAAUUCAAAAUCAAAUUUUAAAAAAUGAUUCUAAUACAAAUUCAAAUUUAGAUGGAAGUACAUUAUCUGCAGUUACAGCAAUUGGAAGAUUUCUUUGUGAAUUAUCAAUGUAUGAUAAAUAUUUAUUAGAUUUUCCAAUAAGUCUUAUUGCAAUAUCAUCAAAUUUAUUAGCUUGUUCAAUGUUACAAAUUCCAAAUGCUUCAAAUAAUUUAAAAAAUUUAAUUGAAAAACAUAUAAUUGAUCCAAAGAGGAAUUUAUUAAUCAAACAAUAUAAAUUAAAUCAUCAAAAAAAUUUACAAAAUUUAAAACAACAUCAACAACAUCAACAAAAUCAACAACGUCCUCAAUUACAUAGAAUAAAUCAACCUCAACAAAGUCAAUUUAAAAUUCCAAAAUUUCCAUUAAAAUUAUCAAAUAUAAAUAAUUUUUAUCAUCAAAAUAAUGAAAGUAAUUAUAGUCAUCAAUCAAAUAUAAUGAGACAUUCAAGUAUUGAUGAUGAUAUAGAUUUAGAUUCAGAAGAAGAUACAGAUAAUGAUGAUGAAAAAAAUGAAGAUGAUGAAGAUUAUGUUUUAGAAUAUUCUGAUCAAUUUGAACGUUUUGACUUAUAUGAUCAAUCAUUACCUGGUUAUGAUGAUGAAGAUGAAAAAAAUGAAGAAUUUGAUGAUAAUGAAAAUAAUGAAUUUAAUGAUACAAAUAAUACAACAAUUGAAGAUGACGAUGAAUCAGAUUCAGAUUCAGAAUCAGAAGAAAUUGAAAAUAAAUUUCCAGAAAUUAUAGGAUCUUUUUUAAAUGGAUUUGAUGAAAAUAAUUUAAUUGUUAUAAAAAAAAUUUCAUUAAUUUUAAUUUUAAAUUUAAGUAAAGUUACUGAAGUAUUAAAUAAAAAAUAUGAAUCUUUGGGUGUUAUUCAAGUUUUAAAAAAUUUUAAUGAUAAAAAUUAUAAAUUAAUUAAAGAAAUUCAUGAAUUUGUUAAUAAACAAUCUAUGAAUCAAAAUAAUAAUGGAUCUAAUCAAACUUCAUCAUCACAAUCUCCAUCACAUGCACAACUUUCACAACCUUCAUCACAACCCUCACAAUCAUCAUCAUCACAAUCAAUAGCAAUAUCAAACAUCCUAAAUAAUUUUGAACAAAUAGAUAAAAAAAUUAUAAAUUCAAUUGAAAAUUUAAUAAAUUAUCCAAAAAAUUUAUCAAAUCCAAAUGAUUUUUUAAAAGAAUUUGAAAUAAAUACAAAUUCUUUAAAUUUAUCUUCAACUUCAUCACUAAUGAAUAAUUCAUCAUUUUUAUUAUCUUCAACAUCAACUGAAUCAGAAUAUUCAUUCGGGUAUCAACAAAAUCACCUCCAAAUCCAAACUCCUAAAUCAACAUAUCCUUUCAAUUCAUCAUCAUCAAUUGAUUCAAUUCAGCAGCAACAACCACCUAUAACUCCACCAUCUGCAACAUCUCAAUAUCUGAUAUUUUCAAAUAAAAAAUUAUUAAAUUCUUCAAAUUCUUCAAGUACUUCAACAACAAAUUUAAUAGAUUCAAAUUCAAAAUGUAAUGAAUCUCCUAAUACUUCUGGAUUUUCAAAUUUAUUAAAAACAAAAUCAAAAAUUAGAAAAAAAUUAAUACCAAUUGUUAAGAACAAUAAUGGAGUCAGUGGAAAUGGAGUUACUGUUGUUGGAAAUAAUGGAAUUAGUGGUAAUGGUAAUGAUAGUGAUAAAGAAUUUUCACCAAUAAAACCAAUUUUUACAAGUUCUUCAUUAAAUAAUAGUUCUCCAUUAAUGCAUCAAAAUUUUUAG